Didymodactylos carnosus is the source of this 990-nucleotide messenger RNA. Lineage: Eukaryota; Metazoa; Rotifera; Eurotatoria; Philodinida; Philodinidae. The record is from the annotation of a GenBank genome assembly.
AUGGCGGUAUAUAAAUCAGUGAAUAAUCCAAUGCGUGAUAGUAAUAUAUUUGCAAAAAUGUUUGUACCACUCGAAUUGAGAGAUAAAUCGCCUCAAACAUUACUCUGGCAAAAUUCUGCACCAAAUAGUUCUCGAUGGACAUGUCCGAUCGCGUUAAUAGCUGAACAAGAAAGUGAAGACUUACUUAGAUUUGUAAAUGACACUUUUGAACCACAGGAAAGGCGAUCGAGAGAAGAAGGAAUUAAAUUUGUGCACGAUAAUGAAACAUACGAAGUCGAAGUACACAUCGAAGCAAGUAUGAAGGAUUUGAAAGUUCGAAUGAUGGAGAGUGGUCUUGGUGGAGCCGACUGUCUAAUGUGUACAACAAGGCAAAGCGACUGGAAAGACGUGGAAAAACUAAAUGAUGACAAUUAUUUCAAUAUUACAAGGACAUCGGAAAAAACGCUAGAAAUUUAUAACAAAAUGAUUGAAGAAGAAGGUGAAAUUGUCAAAAAGAAAAACGAUUAUGAGACGCGCACAGGAUUAACUUCGGAAUCAUUGUCUGAAUGUGAUCAUUCAUAUAUAACUGUUACUCAUCAAUAUAUCAAUGGUACCACGUGGUUUUUAAAAAUGAUGUAUCACAUGAAAUCAAAUUUAUUACAAUGGACUGCACGUGGUCAAACGAAUCAAGAUAAAAUAUCAAAAGCUAAAACUACGAUCAUAGCCGAUAUUGAAAAGAAGACCGGGUUGCGAUUUGAGCAACAUGAUGCUACCCAGGUGAUUUUUCUGCAACAUAAAUCUGCUAAAAUCUUUGCAGUAACUUUGCAGAUUCUGCAAAGGGUGUCUGCAGAUUUGAAGCAGAUCUGCAUUGCAGAUGUGCCAAGAUUUGACCAAAGAUCUGAUGCAGAUCUGCAAAAAAGUCUUUACAGUUUCUUUGCAGUUCCUCUGCAGGUUUUUUGCAGAGAAACUGCAGAUUUUUACAGUUUUUUUUUGUGUGUAUAUCUGUGUCAA